CAACGACUCUAGCUUAAAAAUGUCAAAGUGCAGCCACGCGGUUGGCUUUCCCAAAUAAAAUCAUUAACUGCUGCUGCAUCCAACGCCAUGGAGUAUCAUCGCCGGUGCCGGAGAUUUUCUUGCUCCUCUUCUCUCACCGAUGUUUGAAGACGUGUGCAAACAAGUGAAUUGUGGUCAGGGAAUUUGCAAGCCUUCAAAUAAGAGCACUAUAUUUUCAUAUGAAUGUGAAUGCUCCCCCGGGUGGAAACAACUAGCUACAUUUGCGGUGGCUAAUGAUGAUUCCUUUUUAAAAUUUCUCCCUUGUGUCAUCCCCAACUGCACAUUCGAUUAUUCAUGUUCAAAGGCCCCAUCGCCAGUGCAACAAAAGGAGAACCCAGGGAAUGGAUCAAUCUUUGAUGUGUGUCAAUGGACCUACUGUGGAGGCGGAAGAUGUGAAUCGACGUCCCUAUUCACCCACAAAUGUGAAUGUAGUGACGGUUACCAAAAUCUUCUCAACUUGACAUUUUCUCCAUGCUUUAAAGAAUGUUCAAUUGGAAUGGACUGUAAGGACCUUAACAUUGGAUUUAAGGACAACCCAUCUUCUCCACCUCCAAGUUUGUCGGCAGAUCGUUCAAACCAUGCUAAAGAUAGACUCGAAGGCCGCUAUGAUUGGUUGAUAUUCUUGACGAUUACGCUUUUGGCGAUUUAACAAUGCAUACUUGGUUUGGCUUUGGAGACAGGUUUUGAAACACUUCAACACACACAUCCUAUCUCAACCAUGUAGCAGAAACCAACAUGUAGGAAAAUAUAAUCACAAUGCAACAUCAGUUAUUUUUCUUUUAUAAAUUAAACCGAUGUAAGACAAUAUAUACUUUUGGGUUAUUUGAAUUAUUUUAUCUCUCUGAA
Helianthus annuus (common sunflower) is the source of this 885-nucleotide messenger RNA. Its product is annotated as slit homolog 2 protein. The coding region runs from base 140 to 688 and encodes 182 amino acids. NCBI's taxonomy places the organism in Eukaryota, Viridiplantae, Streptophyta, Magnoliopsida, Asterales, Asteraceae. The record is from RefSeq and is a predicted model, not a curated record. The transcript has 7 exons.